AGUUGCGAUUUAAAACGCUAGAAAUGCGGACAGAGAGUGAACAAAAUAUAGACAAUAUGAUCGGUAUAUAUCUAUUGAUCGGUGCGGUAACACUGCUUUAUGUGUACCUCAAGUGGACAUUCAGCUACUGGGAUCGAAAGGGCUUCCCCAGCACUGGGGUGAGCGUUCCCUUCGGUGCUUUGGAGUCAGUUGCGAAGGGAAAACGAUCUUUCGGAAUGGCCAUCUACGACAUGUACCUAUCGACGAAGGAGCCAGUGGUUGGAUUGUAUUUUACUGUGAGACCGGGACUUCUGAUUAGAGACGCGCAAAUAGCCCACGACAUAGUGACCAAAGACUUUGCCAGUUUCCACGAUCGCGGAGUUUAUGUGGAUGAGGAAAACGAUCCCAUGUCAGCGGGCUUGUUCCAAAUGGAGGGAGCCAGCUGGAAAGCUUUACGUUCCAAACUGUCGCCAUCUUUUACGUCCGGCAAACUUAAGGUCAUGUUUGAGACCUCCGAUGCCAUUGGAGAUAAGUUAGUGGACAAUAUUAAGUCUCAACUGCCCCAGGGAGGCAACAUAGAAGUGGACAUAAAGAAGCUAAUGGCAACCUAUGCCAUCGAUAUUAUUGGCUCCACUAUUUUUGGACUAAAUGUCGAUAGCUUCGCUGAUCCUAACAACGAAUUUGUGGCUAUUAGCAAGAAGAUCAACCGUAAAACUUUUACGGAUAUUCUUCGUAUAUCCGCCCUUUUUCUUUACCCUGGGCUGGAGAAGUUCUUUGUGAGAAUUGGCUGGAAGCAGGAGUCAUUGGAGCUGAUGCGCGAUCUAGCUCAUCGAACUGUCGAUCUGAGGGAGAAGAACAAUAUAGUGCGUAAGGACUUGCUGCAACUGCUCCUGCAACUUCGCAACCAGGGAAGGAUCAACACUGAUGACACUAAUUGGUCGGCGGAGAGUACCAAAAAUGGAGUGAAGUCGAUCACAAAGGAUGUGAUUGCCGGCCAGCUGUUUCUAUUUUAUGCAGCCGGGUUUGAGACGACAGCGUCUACAGCGGCCUUCACCUUGUACGAGCUCUCCCAAAAUGCAGAGGUGAUGGAGAAGGCAAAGGAGGAUGUGCGCCGGGCUAUUGAAAAUCAAGGCGGAAAGCUGACCUACGAUGCCAUAUCGGAGAUGAAGUAUCUGGAGGCCUGUAUCUUAGAGACCACUCGCAAAUACCCCGCACUCCCAUUCCUAAACAGAGUUUGCACUCAGGAUUAUCCCGUGCCCGAUAGCAAACUAGUAAUCAAGAAGGGCACUCCUGUUAUAAUCUCCCUCCUAGGAAUGCACCUCGACCCCGAAAACUUCCCCGAUCCGUUUAGCUAUAAACCAGAACGCUAUCUGGAUGAGAACAAAGACUUUAACCAAGCGGCCUACAUGCCUUUCGGGGAGGGUCCCAGAAUGUGCAUCGGCGCCCGCAUGGGAAAGGUGAAUGUGAAGAUAGCGAUUGCCAAGAUUUUGUCUAACUUCGAUGUGGAGAUCCGGAAGGAGAAGGCUGAGCUUGAGUUCGAUAUAAACGGAGCAUCGCUGAUGCCCAAGUAUGGAGUUCCCAUACGACUCACCCUGAGGAAGUAGAACCGUUCUUAUAUAAGAACGCAAAAAAAAAAGAAAUCAAAAAAAAUUAAUUAAAAAAUAAAAUUGGUAACGACAUUUCAAUUUUAAAACAUUUA
Molecule: messenger RNA, 1678 nt
Organism: Drosophila biarmipes
Lineage: Eukaryota; Metazoa; Arthropoda; Insecta; Diptera; Drosophilidae
Product: probable cytochrome P450 6d5
Exons: 5
Coding region: 24-1583 (519 amino acids)
Molecular function (GO): heme binding; oxidoreductase activity, acting on paired donors, with incorporation or reduction of molecular oxygen; iron ion binding
Source: RefSeq, a predicted model, not a curated record